Messenger RNA from Nerophis lumbriciformis (worm pipefish), 825 nucleotides. Lineage: Eukaryota; Metazoa; Chordata; Actinopteri; Syngnathiformes; Syngnathidae. The record is from RefSeq and is a predicted model, not a curated record.
AUGGAAGAACACGAGCGCGGCAGCAGAGACGAGGCGGAGGAAUCCAACAGAGCCAUCCUACCUCUGCUGCAGGUGCAAGGCAACGUGCAGAACCCGCACCGGGUCACAAACUUCUUCAUCGACAACAUCCUGAGGCCCGAUUUCGGACGCAAAAAGGACCAAGGAGCGAACCACCAGCACCGCCGCGGGGAGAGCACUUUGUCGCCCCCGCCGCCGCCACCACCGCCGCCGGAGAGCCUCGGCAGCCCGGCGGCGCCUCAGACCGAGCCGGUGGGCAGCGCGGUGCCCGCGGAAGGCACCUCCACGCCGCACGCGGUCACCGGCGUUAAGAAGCCAGCCAUAGCCGCCGAGGAGCCCCUGAAAGCCCGCGGGGAGAGCGGAGACCAGUGCCUAAGCUCGGAUUCGGACAGUUCUCAAGCCAGCUCGAACGCAACCCCGGCCCAGCAGCCCAGCAUGCUGUGGCCCGCCUGGGUGUACUGCACCCGCUACUCGGACAGACCCUCUUCAGGUCCGAGAUCCCGCAAACCAAAGAAGAAGAGCACCAGCAAGGAAGACAAGCGACCGCGCACGGCCUUCACCGCCGAGCAGCUGCAAAGACUCAAAACAGAGUUCCAGACCAACCGCUACCUGACCGAGCAGCGGCGCCAGAACCUAGCGCAGGAGUUGGGCCUGAACGAGUCCCAGAUCAAGAUCUGGUUCCAAAACAAGCGUGCCAAGAUCAAGAAGGCCAACGGGAGCAAGAACACACUAGCGCUGCAUCUCAUGGCGCAAGGCCUGUACAACCACGCCACCAUCACCAAGGACGACAAAUCCGACAGCGACUGA